UUUGAAGCUCCUGUUUUUUUCUCCUGCCUCCCUGCACAAAUGGCGCAGGCGGUCAGGAGUCGUUGCGGCAAUCCGGGUCUCGUUUCCUUCUUUUUUUCGACGUCGUCUUCUCAAAAUCACCGCCCUUUCGGAGGAGACGCUCUCGCGCUUUUCUCGUCUCUUCACAGCUGCUGUUUUUUCCCUUCCACGGUCGGUUUAAAACUUACUCAACUCCCUUUUCGCAGUUUCCCUUCACCUAGAAACGCGUGCACAAAUGAUUUGCAAGCCACACUAAUCCGUCUUGCAGGCGCACCACCUUCCGGCCAAAGAUUCGCAGUCGCUCACAAAAAACCGAGGAUGACGCGUGGAUCCUUUCACCACAGACCGGACUGCUUUUGACGAGGAUCUACGCCCCAGUCCUUGCCUCCUUCGGGGGCGGACAGACCGGUAUACUUCAACUGUAGAAUCCGUUUUUUCUAUCACGUCUGCGAACCGUACACGACUGCGUAUACACACACACACAGACGUCUUUCUGCAUCCAUGCGUAGGUACAUCUGCAUGUUUUAUCGGAAUGUACGUGUAGACGUCUUCACCGAUCUGGACCAAGACAUCUCUGCAUGUGCUCUCUGUGGCGCUUCGUUGACACCUACACAGUGUAUGUACACGUGGGGAUCAUCUGAAGAAGCAUCGGUGCCGUUUCGUGUGGAAGCGGCUCUUUCAGAGACUGUUCUUCUUCGCUUCCUCGAGCAUUUCCCCCUCGAUAUGCGGCGACUACGUACACGACGGUUUUGCCCGCCCGCGUACCGGCGAGGCCGAGGCUCCUGACGGAUCCUUUCCAUGCAGCCCAAAGCGAUGGCUGUUUUGUCCUUCUCUCGUCUCCUUUUCUUUUUCUUUUCUCUCUUGUCAACGCCUUUCGUCGCUCACGCAGCUCUCUCGUGAUCAGGCGCUCGUCGCGUUUUCUCCCUCUCGCCUCCCUCGCUUCUUCCGCCGGCGUCUCCCUCCUCACUUUUCCUUGCUCCCUCGCUCUCCGGCGUGGAUCCUCUCUCUCUGGCGUGGAUCCUCGCUCUCUGGCCUCACCUCGCGUCUUGACAUUCUCCUUCCCUUCUUCAACGCACCUUCUGUCCCUGGUUGUCACUCUCUCUCCCUGGUUCUGUGUGCCUCUCUGUUUCGGAUUCUUUUCUGGAAAACAGCGCCGGCUUCCGUCGUUGACCAGCGCGUCGCCGACAGCCUCUGCUCACUUUCGGAUAAACGUUUUCGACGUUCUUGUGGAGUCUUCCGACGUCUUCGCCUUUGCUUCCUUCCCUAUCGACGAUGGCGCGCGCGGUCGCCGACACAGCGCCGCCUGCGCAUGCAGCUGCUGACAAGGAGGGAAGCCGAGGAAGAGAGAAAGGAAGACCGAGAGAAGAAGGCGAUGACGAGAGAAAACGCGAAAGGGAAACCGAUAGUUUGAUUCUCGUCGCCUAUGACACGUUCCCUGAACUGCAAGAACUGCAGCUGCAAGAGAGAGUUGUGACCGUGCAGCCUUACCGGCGCCGGCUGUUUCGGAUUGCUCUGUUGUGGAUCUUCGGGUGUCUCUCCGGGGGCGUGCUGCUCCUCUUCGCGCUUUGGUUCCGGCGCUGGACUUUCAGGUGGACUCACCGAAAAUGCUUUCUUCACGAUGCCACCCAUCUUCGUCUCGUCACAGCCGACGGCGGAAAACACGAAGUGAAGGUGACGCGAGUCCCUUUCUCGCAGUCGCUGGUCAACGCCGUGCUGUCUCCGGGGGGGCGAUCCAAGAGGCUCACGCCGGCUCUCGGCCGCGCGCGUCUCUCGAGUCUGGGCGCCAAGGACUCGGAGAGAAGAGAUACCUCACACGCGGCGACGGCGGAACGACGGGGACAGACGGAGAAGACAAGCUCCGACGAGAGGAACGCGCGAGGCGGAGACAUUUGCGUUGCUCGUCGAAGAUCCAACUCUCCGUCGCGAUAUCCAAAAACCGACUGUCCCGAACAAGGAGACAGCGAUGAUGCAGACGGCGCUCCGGAGCCUCCCCACACAUGGGCGUGGAUGUUUGAGUACCGAUUCAUUCGGUAUAUUCUUGAGGCUCCGGGCAGUGGUGGACAUAACGCUCGAGGCCCUCUGCCGGCGUCGUCCACCUUCAAGCCUCUCACUUUCAACGUCUGCUUCCCCCCAGACCAGCUGCGGAGACAGUUCCUGAACUCCCCGCCGACUCGCGACCUGGUGCGUCUCCGACAGGGCCUCUUUGGAAGCAGUUCCAUUCGCGUGGAGGUCCCGUCGCUGACUGCACUCGUUCUCCGGGAUGUAGUGCAUCCCUUCUACGUCUUCCAGCUUCUCGCGGUCGCACUGUGGUUCUUCGACGACUAUGUGCAGUACGCCGUCGCGAUCCUCCUCAUCACUUCUGUCUCCACCGGCGCCGAAUGCCUGCGAACGAGGCACAACUUGCUGAGGCUCCGGGACCUCGCCGCACAGCGCUGCUCUGUCGUCGCCUACCGAGUGACUGGGGAGAACGAAGGCGUUUUGGGGGGUCAACGGUGCGAUGAAGCCGUUUCUGGGGGAAACGCCACACAGAGAGAGGAGGGAGAACAACAGCCAGGUCCACUCAGGGACCCAGAGCAGGCGCCAGCGUCAUCAGUGGGAGCGCCGCAAGACGAGAGAUCCGCAGCAGACAGAGAGAAGGAGAGCGAAGGAACUCGAGGCGGUGACGGUGAGGAGAAAAGAAACGCGAAAAAAGUCGUGAGGGAGGAAGUCGACUCGGCUGACCUGGUUGUGGGGGACAUCUUCGAAGUCACAAUCGGCUCGGUUCUACCCUGUGACGCCAUCGUCUUACGAGGAACGAUCGUGGUGACGGAAAGUUGUUUGACGGGGGAGAGUUUCCCAAUCAUCAAAACCCCCUUGCCGGAAGGCCGGACCGACGGCGAGGGAGACGCAGAGAGAGGCCUCAACCUCGAGCAGGCGGCGAAACAUCAACUCUUCGCCGGUACUAAGGUCCUCUCCGUCAGAGUCCCCCCCGCGUCCUCUCCUUCUUCUUCCGCCUCUUCCUCUCCCGGAUCUUCGGUUUCGUCCCCUGCAGACGCUCCAAGAGCUCUGGCGGCCGUCUGCCGCGUCGGCUAUGCGACCACCCAGGGACGGACCUUUCGGAGGCUCCUCUUCAAAUCAGCAGUUCGCAUCGACUUCGAGAGAGAUGCCCUCAAAUUCGUGGGCAUCUUGGCCGUCUUGGCGGCCAUUGGAGGCAUCUUCACUCUCGUCAUUUCGAUUCUCCACAGUCUCCCCAAAGCGGAAAUUGCCUUUCGGAUGUUCGACCUCUUCACCGCUGCUGUCCCGCCUGCUCUCCCGGCCUCGAUGAGCGUCGGCCUCUCUGUCGCUGUCACCAGGUACAGACUUUUUCUGUCGCGAGCGAUUUCACAGAUUUCUACGUUCUCUCUUUUAUUCGCCUUUUGUCGACAGGAGUCUCGGACGCUUCAGUUCACCACAGAUGACCUCUUUUCUCUCCCCUCUGUGAAACGUCUUUGCCCCUAUGAUCUUCAGUGCAUGCUUCUGUCUCUCUCCUUCUCGUUGUGGUCGUCUCUUUUCUGUGCUGUUUCCGGUUUCUCUCUUCUCUCUUCUCUCUUCUCUCUCCUCUCUCUUCGCAUUUUCCGCGUCCAGCAUCUGUCUCGCCUUGUUUGUCGUGUGUCGCCCAGACUCUACUCGCUCUACCGCGUUUACUGCACUGCGCCUGCGCGCCUCAGCUUGGGCGGCUUCGUGCGGUGUCUGUGCUUUGACAAAACGGGGACGCUGACGGAAGAGGGAGUGGGAAUGGCGGCCUUCUUGCCGGCCUGCCAGUGCGCGGCUUCUUGCGCGCUGUGUCCGGAGACAGAAGCCCGUCGAGCGCAUGCAGUCUCCGAUUCUGGCGAGCGACAACCGCCUUCUUUCCUCUCUCUCGUCUCGCCUUGCGCCCUCCGGUCCACCGGCUCCGCACCGAACAAGAAGGGAGACACCGGCGCUCAAGCGAGGCACUCUGGCGGGGUGAGCACUACGGAUCGCGAUUUCCCUCCCUCGACUGCAUGCGCAUGCAUCAAAUAUGCCACCCAGUGCAUGAGCGCCUGCCACUCGCUUCUCCGCAUCGGCGGAGAAGUCGCGGGAGACCCGCUCGAACUCCAAAUGCUCGCAAACACCAAAUGGCUUCUCCUGGACGGCCAAGGAAGUGAACAUCCAGAGCGAACACAGGAGACAGAACAAGAGAGAGAGAGAGGACAAGAGCGAGAGCAAGAGAGAGGACGAGACUCGAUGGGAGCGAUAGGUGGAGGGAGUAGGGGAGGACUCUUUGGAGAGGACUUGAGAAAGUCAGGCAAGGAACUCGAGGCUUUUUCGAUUCUUUCGAUGCCCGAGUCUAGCGGCGAAGCGAGACCUCGAGAGAAGGAACAGCUGCUCUGGGGCGGAGAAGAUCGGUCGGCGAGCGGAGCGAAAGAAGCAGGGGAAAACGGGGAUUUCUCUUUUCAAAGAAAACACUCCAUUACCGCGGGGGUCCCCGAGGAAGAGCAUGCAGCCUUCCAACAGCUGCAGAGAGAACUACAGGGAGGCGGCGACAUUCCAGGCUUGACGUUCAUGCUGCCUCCUGACCCUCUCGAGGAAAAUAAACGCUCUUUGAGAGGCGCACUGGCGAUUGUGAGGCGGUUUGACUUCGACGCUUCUCUUCAGCGCAUGAGUGUGGUUGCCGUCGACACCGACAGCCGCUCCUACUUUGUUUAUUGCAAAGGCAGCACAGAAGUCCUUCGCACGCUGUGCGACCGCCGCACUCUCCCGGCGGACUUGGAGGAGAGGCUUCAUCGUUUUUCGGCGUCAGGCUAUCGGGUCAUCGCCCUCGCCGGUCGUCGCCUAUCCCUUCCUUCUCAACAGUCUUCUUCUCAACAGUCUUCUUCUUCUCCAUCUUCUUCUUCUUCAUCAUCUUCUUCUUCUUCAUCUUCUUCUCUUCCAUCUUCAUCUGCUUCGCUGGCGUGCUUCGCCCGGCAGGUGUCCCGAGAAGCAGCUGAGCGCAAUUUGACUUUUCUGGGUCUCGCGUUGUUCACCAACAAGUUGAAGGAGGAGACGACGGCAGUGAUUUCGACUCUUCGGCGCGCGCAGUGCACUGUGAGAAUAGCGACGGGAGACCAUGCGCUGACCUCAAUCGCGGUCGCGCGUGAGUGCGGCCUUCUCGGCGUCUCUGCGCCUUCAGAGAAGCGCCACAGGCGGCGGAGAGACACCCGCGCCGCUGCGCCUUUCGAGGCAGCGAGGGAAAAGGGAGACACAUUCAAGAGCGUAGAGGCGCGAGAGCUGAGGCGAGAGGGCCUCUCGCUCUUCUGCGGUCGUGGAAGAGCGGCAGAGCGAGCCCAAAAAGAGACAAGAGGGGAGCGAGGAGCGCGAAAUCGAACAAGCUGCGCGAGCAUAGAGAUACGGGGGACAGAGGAAGCAACAGGGGCGGCAAACUUGUCAGAAAAGAACUGGACGACACUCGACUCUCCAUCCCCUUGCUGCGCGCCGCCGCGUCUUCUCUGGAACUGGCUGCGGGGACACCGGAGACAGCGCCGAGACAUCUUCCCCGCAGAGCUCGGAACGCGCCUCCUGGAGCCGGUGCAAGAGGAGGAGACAGUUGCUUCGCGUCGCGAAGCAGAGGAUGAGGACGCAGAAGGCCGAGGCGAACGGGGAGACGACUUCUUCACCACCGGGGGGCGAGAGAGAGAGAAAGAAAAGGUUGAAGACGCAGGCUUUCUGUGUGCAGCGAAAGACGCUGUUCGAGCGCUCGUUUGCCGCGAAGAGGCACCGACAAAAGGCCCGACAGAGAGGGACAGAAGGCGACACCUCGACGCGAGUGAAUUUGAAAGCGGGGGAAGUUUCAGCAGUCGCCGCUUCCCCCGCGAGGCGAAUAGAAGGCGAGAAGAGGCGUCUCCCGACGAAGCGGAAAGGAGAGAAGACGGGGAAGUAGUGUGGGGACAAGACGAAUCAGAACAAGAAGAGGCCCCUGUGGUAAUUCUGGGAGAUGUGUAUCGAACGGAAGAAGACGAGAACCAUGUAGGGGGUCCGGAGUACUUGGUGUGGACGCUGCUGCCUGAGGCGCAUGCGUCCCGCGCAAGUGUAGAGACUGUCCCCUCAUGUCGCGAGGGGGGCGAGAGCGAGGGCGGGCGUCGUCUUGUGUCGCCUGUCUCCGUCGCUUCUUGCUCGCGUUCUCGGGAGCCUGCAUCCCCGCAGUCGUCUGUCGACCUCCGCGAGCUCCUCGCGACUCUUCCUGACAUUCGCGCGGCCUCGCUGGUAGUCACGGGGCGCGCGUUCCGCCACCUGAAGCGCCUGCAGACUCUCACCCACUUUCCGUACGUAGAAGACUGCGACCAGGUGAUUGACCGGCUGCGGAGACACCAGCAAGAGAUUCUGAUGACGCACGAGAGAGAGAAAGACGGGGCGCGCGACUCGGGUGAAGAGGAGGAGGGAAGAGGGGAAGACAGCGACGCAGCAGGGACUGAAGAAGGCGACACUGCUGGGGAUUUCGCGACUCGGAGGCGACGAGCUGAGGAGCGACGGACACACCCCGCAGGCAGCCAAAGAGACAGAGAGAGAGCAGGCGAGCACCGCUCUCCAGAGCUCGACUCGACUCUACACCGACAGAGAGACAGUGAAAAUGAGUGGGAACCUAAUAAGCGAAGAGGAGAAAGAGGAGAAAGAGGGGAAAGAGGAGAAAGAGGAGAAAGAGGGGAAAGAGGAGAAAGAGGAGAAAGAGGAGAAGGAAGAGACAGAGAAGGAAGAGAGGACGACGUUGUGAUCGAUGUUAAUGACAUGAGUUCGGGAAGAGGCGAAACACGGGAGACUCUUGGUGCGUAUCCGCUUCUGGAGGUGCCGCCUGUGAACCACAGGCACUGGGCCUGGGACCGUUUGCCUCGUGACGACGACUGGGGAGACAAUGGAUACACGCGGUUCCCUAGUCCUCCUUCUUUCUCGCCUUCUUCCCGUUCUGCGUUGCGUUCUCCUGGAUUUCAUUCUCAAUUUCCUGCCUCUGGACUUUUUUCUCGUGAACCUCCGUCUUCUUCUCCGAGUCCAUUGGUGGACCUCUUCGACCAGCAGGGGAAAAGUCUGCUUUUGCCGCAGCCGCUUCGACGACUUGGCGGUCUUCAAGGAAGAGAAGAAGAUGGCGAGCAGGCCGACAUCGAGACGGGGGCGGAAGAGUCACUGUGGGAGGAAGACGAAGACGUUUGUUUCUCUUUUCCAAGGAAGGGACGUCUUCCACCCUCGCGAGAGUCUCUCGGUGUGAGCGAAGAGACCAGCCGCGCUGUCUCCCGCCUGGAUACCUUCGCGGGCCAGCGCUCGCGGUUCUCGUCGCCACUCUUCGCCGCGGGCGCCGACGCUGGCUGUCCCUUCCUGGCUCUGCCGCCGACGCCCGAGGUGUCUCCGUUGCUGGACGCGCGCCGCGGGUCCACAGACAGGCGCCGGGGAGAGAGGUGGAGGAGGCGCGCGGAGACUUCCGGCCUCUUCUCUUCCUCACCCCUGCCGUUGCCCAGGCCUUCGCGCAGCGCCAAGAGCCGCCUGCCGAGAGAUGCGACAAACGGAGACAGUCGGAGACAACUCGCCGCGUUCUCCGGGAACGACGUCUUCCUCGAAACCAGCGAAGGACUCGCGUCGUGCGUUGCAGAUGCGGAGAGCCGGACACACUCGACGUGGAGCCGAGCCAGGCGAGAGCGCGAGCCGGGACGCGCCAGGCGGCCUCCCCACUUUUUCGUGAGCAGCAGCGAGAGUGAGGGCGGGGAGGAAGAGCCUUUCGGAGCCGUUCGGCGGGGAGACCAGGGACGAGCAGAGGCGCGGAACUCGCGCUUCUUCUCCUUCCUCCAGUGGCCGUUCUUCCGCCGCAAAGGCGCGUCCACGCAAAGGCGUGAGGCCGAGUUCGCCUGGAGCCGCGAUCGCGCCGCCCCCCCGUCGCCCCGCUGGCGGCGCCCGGAGCCCGGAGGGGACGACGGCGGAGAACGAGCGAGCACCCUUCUCGUGGAGCGAAGAAAGACCGCGAGGCGAGACCUGGGGAAGAGAGGGCAAGCCGAUCGAGGCCUUGCUCCGGGAAGACACCCUGUGCGAGAAGGCAGAGGACGGCGUAUCGCGUCGUUUGUGGGUACACGCGACGGGCAAGAGAGCGACGGAGGAGAAGCAAGGAGAAACGAGCAGAUUCGACGAGACGAACAGCAACUGCGGACUGUCGUCGAAGCACUCAUGUUUCCGGGGGUCGCUGUCUCGCUUCUUCGGCAGCAACAGAAAAGAGAGACCCGCCGGCCUCCGCGGGCCAGAGGCUGGGGGCCUGCCUCGUUGUCUGCAGGGGGCGAACGUGGUGGACCUUGCUCGAUUGGAGGUGACCCCAAAGGAGAGACAGAGAGACAGAAGCUGAGAAGGGCGCCUACUAAACGGGGACGGCGGGCGGUCGAGACGAAGGAGAGGAGACGGAAAAUUCGGUCGGCGUCCGAGAGACGAGAGCCAGAGACAGGCAUCAGCGAAAAAGGAGGCGAUGAUACAGAAGCCACGAGAAGGGAAGACGCCCGCCUAACGCGCGACAGAAGUGAACGCAAAGGUGAAUCCUCCUGUGAGGAACAUGCUUCUUUCUUCUCGCUGUCGCCUUCCUCAACUGCUCACUCGCCCGCGGGCGCUGCCUCGCCGAUCCUGCCUCUCGCGUCUGGCGGGAGAUCCACGGCAGAGAGAACGCGAGACACCCGCGAGGAAGAAAAGGAGACAGAAGAAGCCGCACAGGAGGAAGUUGAGAGAGAAGAUCGAGAACAAGAGCGACAAGAAGAUGGAGAAGAGAGCGUGGCGCCUGCCAUUCGUUUGGCGUCUCUGCCUCGGAAUUAUUUGCCGGGGUCGGAGGCUCUGGUGUGUUUUGUCCAGCAAGAGCUGCAGAAACAGCAGUCGUUCCACCACGUUUUUUCUCCGGGCGAGUACUUCCCGAUCAAAGAGCAGAGCGACUUGCCGCCGCUCUCGCGCGUCGAUUGCUUCCCGUCGGUCUUUCAGCUUGCGGAGCAGGAGCGCGGCGAGCAGGCGUCCUCCCUGGCGCCUCUGCUGCCGCCCAACGAGAAGGAGAGUGUCUUGGGAGACGCGCUCUUCGACCUCUUAGGACCUUCGCCAGCGCCCAAGGCGGAAGAGCACGAAGAAGCCGCAGUCGUCGCCACGGCGUCGGCCCUCCUCAAUCUCCCAGGGCCGCUGGACUGCCCCCCAACCCCCGUGCGUGUGCCUGCCUGCGACCUGUCCCCCGGCGACUCGGACACAUUCGCCUCGGAGCCGUCGGAGACAGAGAGACAGAGACAAGAGACCGAUCCCUCCCUGUUCCACACCGACGCCGCGAGCUUCGUGAAGCCAGCGAGAAGGAAGGCUCGCAAGGAACACGAGAGGGAAGAGCGAGACCAGUCAGCAGAGCGAGGAGAGACAGGAGGAUACGCAGGGGGUCAGCGAGAGAGGGGAGGGAGAACUGCAUGGGUCGCUGAAGAGGAGAGGUGGGCUGACCUUGGAGUUCGGGGAGACGAUCGCCGAAGAGGCAGGGAAGGGGGAGAAGAAGGACAAGCGGGGCGCAAAAGUGGAACCGAGGAGACACGGGGACGAGCCUCCACCUUUGCCAGUGGGGAAGCCGGCCUGAGAGGCCCAAACCGCGGCGAGGACGCCCUCGAGAAGACAGAGGAGACAGAAACGCGCAGCGCCGCGCCGCAGCAGACACUCCGGACAGGCCCGUGUGGGGCCCUGCGCGCGACGCUGGAAGAGAACGAGAUCUCAACAGAAGUCUCCUGGGAGUUGCGAGCGGCCGACGAAGACGUACUUGCAAUGAGACAGCGUGGAGAGUUCAGUGAAGAGGACAGCCGUGGAGGCUGUUCCUCUCCAGAUGAAGGGGAAAGUACACCGCGGAAAGGUCCCACAAAGAGAGGACCAGCGGACAAAACCGAAGAAGAGGACCCGGAGGAAGAGGUCUGUCGAAGGGAAGAGGAGUCGCGAACGACGCGCGUCAAAAAGCUCGAAGACGUCCGGCUCUCGGCUUCGCGCCCAGGGCCCCCGGUGAAUGUGUGGGAAGGCUUGACUCUCCAGCUUCGCGUGUUUCAGAGCCCACAGCCGCGCGCUUCCUUCUACCGGCGCUGGCGACUCGGGCGGCACAGUUCGGAGGAGACAAAGCCUUUUUCUGGCACUGGCGCACCCACUCCACACGUGAGCAGUGUCUCCUCCUGCGCGCUCUCGCGUCUAGACGCAGAGCCGUCACAGCGGUCUCCGCGUUCGUCGGAAGCGAGCGACCAGGGUCCAGGGGAGGCUGGGGCGGCUGUGGCUGUCGCUGCUUGCAGAGAGCAGGGCGAGGAAACGCCGGCGACGCAGGAGGGCCAUGCCUUUUACUUUCACAUGUCUCUCUACGAAUACGUCGUUCGACAAACCGUUGUGCUGUGCAGGGCCAGCCCGCAAGACAAAGGCGAAUUCGUCUCUGCUCUCCAGGAGCUCCCUUCCGAUCCUGUCGUCGCCAUGUGCGGAGACGGAACGAACGACGCCGUAGCCAUCAAACAGGCAGAUGUCGGGAUUUCAAUUAUUUCCCCCAUCGCCGGGGAAGACGCUGCGCCCGCUACGAAGCCUGAUGACGCGGCGAAAGGCCCACUGGCGCGCCCCAGCGGGGCUUCUCUGGCGUCUGCCUUCUCAGCCGUGUCUCUCUGGGCGACCGUGCAGCUGCUGCGUGAGGGAAGGUGCAUGAUCAUGAACAGUUUCAGUACCUUCAAGUUCAUUGCGUGCUACUCUGUCCUCCAGCUCACUUCCGUUCUUCUUCUCUACGCCCAAGCUGGAAAUCUCACCGAUUCGCAAUACAUGUGGAUUGAUUUGAUUACAAUUCUUCCUCUCUCCGUCGCGGUUGCUCGAACAAAUGCGGCGGAUGUUCUCUCUCACCUCACACCUCCUCGAAGUCUCGUUUCGGCGCCCGUCCUCGUCUCUCUUCUCGGUCAAAUCACUCUGCACGUCUUUUUCCAGAUUUUCGUUCUCUUCCACCUGCGACAACAACCAUUCUUCAUCCCUUUUGAUCCACCGGGCGCAGAGGCAGGCGACCGAAACGACAGUCUUUCUGGGAUGGAAAACACGGUCAUCUUCCUCAUCUCAUCCAUGCAAUACGUUUUCUGCUGCGCUGCCUUCACUUCCUCCGGCUUCCCCUGGCGCAAAGCGAUUUGGACCAACCGUUUGUGUUUCUUGGGCAUGGCGCUGCUUGUGAUUUUGCCGAGUCUGCUUCUUCUAUUCACACCCGCGGAGGUUCCUCCGCCCUCCUCGCACUGCUUCGGCUUUCUGGCAGCUUGGCUGAAUCUGCGCGUCGCUUCCAUCCCGCUCUUCUUUCGGCUCCAGCUGCUUCAGCUGGCUGCGUGCAACGGCGCGCUCGCUCUCCUCUUCGAGAUGGUCAUCGUGAAGAGACUGCUCGAACGCCAUGUGGAAGAAUCCACGCUGAAAAGCUCGCGGAUCAACAGCGCUCACAUACCUGCAGAUCGACGAAGAUACACCGUCACCGUCGUCUACCCUUAGGAAAGAGAAGAAAACGCGGAGGGAAGGAAGACGAGAAACGAGGAAGGAAAGGAAACGAAGAAGAGGAACAAGGAAUAGAGGAAGACGCUGAGAGUUACGACUGUGGAUGAACACACUGAAAGAAGCAGGGGGGGUUGUGUGUGUGUGUGUCUGGGCAAAAUGACGAGGGGGAAGACAGACACAGAUAAUAAAGCGGAACAGAGAGAAGCAUAUCUCUGGGGAUACACACGCAUGCGUAUGGUUUCCAAAAACAAGUAUUCGUUUGUAUAGUUGCAUAUGCGUGCAUAUACUUAUAUACAUGCAACGCUCCCUUCAUUUGCGCCAUGGGGCGACCUAGCGGCUCGUGUUCGAUAUGUAUUUGCAAAAAGCGAAAUGCAUGUAUAUAUUUAGAUAUAGCCCCGUGCACAUGCAUUUCUUUACUCUUUGCCGGGUGAUUUCGCCUUCUUGUGACGUAUCUCUGUACACGUUUGUGUAGAAAUGCGUAGAGGCGGGUGUAAUAACAUAGGGAUGUCACAUCCCCGUUUGCGAUCUGGGAAAAAUAGUUUUCUGGAGAACACUCAUCCACGCGGUGCGUUGUUGUUGGUGCCGCGUGUGACUGGCGGAUCGUGAGAAGUUGAAGCUUUUUGUUGCCUUCUUCCCUUUCGUGAGACCGCCGUUUCUUUUCGCGGUGUUCUUUGUUCUUCCGCGCAUGCGGAUACGCGACAAAUAUACAGCCUUCUCAUCGUGAACGCUGGAACCACGGUGUACGCAGCGCAGCUUGAGACUUCUUUGAGACUCGCAUGCGUCGCAGCUCC
Toxoplasma gondii ME49 is the source of this 12260-nucleotide messenger RNA. RefSeq names its product cation-transporting ATPase, putative. The coding region runs from base 1291 to 11466 and encodes 3391 amino acids. Gene Ontology annotation, cellular component: membrane. The record is from RefSeq and is a predicted model, not a curated record. The transcript has 18 exons. Lineage: Eukaryota; Apicomplexa; Conoidasida; Eucoccidiorida; Sarcocystidae. Gene Ontology annotation, molecular function: P-type transmembrane transporter activity; nucleotide binding.